AUGACGAUAGACACAUUGAGCAGCCUCGGCGAGAGGCUGCACUAUGACUUCAUACCGGAAGGCAUGGCAGUCCUCGCUGCGCCGGGCCAAGUCUUAUCGAGAUACUACCUGCACAUUCGGACGGUCGUCUUUGUAGAGGAGCAAGGCUUCACACUAGAGCUAGAGCUAGAUGGUAAAGAUGACGAUUGUGUACACUUUGUCCUGUUCGAUACGCAAGUUCAGCCACCGCUGGCUAUAGGCACAGUCCGCUUCGUCAUGCGGCCAAAGACGAAACUCGGUCGCUUGGCAUUGCUCAAGGAAGCGAGGGGCAAGGGCGCAGGAAGGAUCAUCUGUCUCGCCAUGGAGCACUAUGUCAGGGAUCACCAGCUAGCGACAGAGAUCAGUCUGCACGCUCAGCUCCAGGCUCGAGGCUUCUAUCAAAAGCUGGGCUACAGGCUCAUCGGCGAGCAAUUCAUGGAAGACGAUUCGCCUCAUGUGCUGAUGCGUCGGGACCUCUGA
Messenger RNA from Mixia osmundae IAM 14324, 498 nucleotides. RefSeq lists its product as uncharacterized. Gene Ontology annotation, molecular function: acyltransferase activity, transferring groups other than amino-acyl groups. The coding region runs from base 1 to 498 and encodes 165 amino acids. The transcript has 2 exons. Lineage: Eukaryota; Fungi; Basidiomycota; Mixiomycetes; Mixiales; Mixiaceae. The record is from RefSeq and is a predicted model, not a curated record.